AUGAGCCAGCCAACCCAAAUUCAAACCAGUACCACUGAAGAUGCUCAUUACUUGGGCCACGAGAAUCCGAUGGGGCACCAGUACAUGCCUCCACAGUGCUACGGCCCUCCUAUUCACCCGGGUGGUCAUACACGGGAUGCUAACGGGAGCCUCAAUCAAACUUUUGCUACCUUGGGUAUUCAUGGGCAGCGUCCAAAUUAUGCACCAGUCAAAGGUAGCAUUCCAGUUACUUCCGGGGCAAAUAGCGAAAUGCACCAUCCUCAGCAAGGACCAUUUGUAGUGGUUUCGAGCCCCCCCAUGUUUCGAAGUGGGAUGAUACCACCCCCCCAUUUCGGUCAAAUUCCACCCGAUCAAGGUGGUUCUUUCCAGUAUGUACCUACUAGCAUUUAUCCCGGCUUCGUUACCAAGGCUUCGUAUUCCCCUACCUCCUAUCCUGGAUAUCCUUGGCCAUACGCGCUGAGCCCUGAUCAGGAUCCUGCAAAACACCAUUGCGACUGGUCGCCAGUUGAAGAUAAAACCGCGGCUAAUGUUGUUAUUGACGGUGCCGCACAUCCAAAUCAAACUGAAUAUUACCCUGUUGCUGGACCGGUUGAUCACCCUCAACCAACGGCUCCAAUCUACAACGGCACACCUCAGACCCCAGGUCCUUGCCUCCCAUAUCAGAUGAUGAGAGGUGCUGGAGGUUAUGUUCUUCAAGAUCUUGAUGCGUUGGUGAAGCAAGAUCCCCCAAUUCCACCCGCUGUCCCAGCAAUGUGGACUAACCCUUCUGAACUCACGCUUGCAAAAUGUCUGGAGAACCGUGAAGGUAUAACAAACGUUUACAUUCGUGGAUUUCUCCCAGAGACAACGGACGAAAUGUUAUACGCUUAUGCUGCAAGAUUUGGGAAAAUUGACAGAUGCAAGGCAAUAGUUGAUUUGGACAGUGGUCUUUGUAAAGGAUUUGGGUUUGUACAGUUCUUUAGUUUUGAAGCGUGUGAAAAUUGUAUCCGCGGUUUUUUCCAUCUCGGGUAUCAAGCAAGCUUUGCACAGAAAUCUCGAAACUCUCGACUUAAGGAUUUGGAGGAUAAGUCUUCUACAAACAUUUAUUGCACCAAUGUCCCCAUAGAGUGGGUUGAAGCUGAUCUUCGCCGUCAUUUUGAGCCGUAUCGAGUAAUAUCUGAAAAGAUUAGCCGCGAUGAGAAUACUGGGAUUAGCAAGGAAGUCGGGUUUGCAAGGUUUGAAACUCGCGAUAUAGCUGAGAAUGUGCUUGCGGAGUUUCAUAAUAUCACUGCCAAAGAUGGUGUAAAGCUUAUGCUUCGUUUUGCUGACACCAAAGCACAAAAGCAACUUAAACAUCAGAGUAACGAGCGACGUGCUUAUCGUGCCGGGGAAUAUAGUUACUCUGUUGAGAUGGUACAGGGCUCAACUCCGUCGCCUAGCCUUCAUCGUCUACAACAAGCCGCAUCUCACUUCAGUCCAAAUUCUCAAAGCAGCUAUGCCUCUCCUAUCGGAGUCGGCCAAGUUUGGACUCCGGCAACUUCGAUCUCCCCCCCAGGCCCACUAUUAAAUAGAUCUGUUAACAGUUUACGCGCCACUUCAUGGCCAUCACGCGUACUGUCCAAUAUUGAGAAUACCCCCAGUGCCCGGGGACGGCUAGUUUCUAUUAGCAGAAGUUCUUUGUCUGCCGGUUCCACGAAGACCGUCAUGCCUAUUGCUUCUCUCCAGGGCAGCAGAUCUGAAAAUUCAAGCCCAAAAAAGGGAAAAGCGACGUCCGGUUCUAUGUCUCCAACCCCUUCAGCGAAGGAGAUAAACUUCUCAACUCCAAAAUCCUGCAAUUAA
Messenger RNA from Ophidiomyces ophidiicola, 1818 nucleotides. RefSeq lists its product as uncharacterized. The record is from RefSeq and is a predicted model, not a curated record. Gene Ontology annotation, molecular function: mRNA 3'-UTR binding; poly(U) RNA binding; poly(A) binding. The transcript is spliced from 6 exons. Gene Ontology annotation, cellular component: nucleus; ribonucleoprotein complex; cytosol. NCBI's taxonomy places the organism in Eukaryota, Fungi, Ascomycota, Eurotiomycetes, Onygenales, Onygenaceae. The coding region runs from base 1 to 1818 and encodes 605 amino acids.